Drosophila hydei is the source of this 2967-nucleotide messenger RNA. RefSeq names its product A-kinase anchor protein 17A (gene Xe7). NCBI's taxonomy places the organism in Eukaryota, Metazoa, Arthropoda, Insecta, Diptera, Drosophilidae. The record is from RefSeq and is a predicted model, not a curated record. The transcript has 8 exons. The coding region runs from base 496 to 2886 and encodes 796 amino acids.
GCUCAUCUCUAGUACUUAAGAAAAAGUGUUAAACGAGUCAAGUGAAAAAGUUCUAACGAGUUUUGUUUUUAGGAAAAUUUGGCAAUAAAAAGUCAUAAUAUAUAAUAAAUUAGGUUUAAGUAGAUCUACAACCGUGGUGACGAUUUCGUCAUAAAUUAAACACAGUUACCGAGAUAUAUAUACAUAUACAAGCAUUGAAAAAUCGUCAUCAGCGGAUAUAGGACAGGGCAACGGGCGGAUACACACACAAACACACUUAUACACAUAGACACACACACACACACACUCGGAUACAAACAAAUACCUAGCUACACUUAACAUUUCAUAUACACACUCAUAAACACAGCCCCACAUAUAAACUUUCGUUUGUUCGAAUUUUGAGAUUCUCGCUUAUAUGUAGAUUAUAUUUUUUAUCUAUUUUACUAUUUGUAUUUUACCUUAAUUACAUUGUAUUCUAUCUUAAAAAAACACAAAACACGAAAAAUACUUUUAAAAAUGAUCAACAUUCAGACUAUAGAAAAUGUUGCGGACUGCACGCCGCUUUAUUUGCCGCACAGCUUGUAUCUCAAGCCGUUGGCUAAAAUGCAAAUAUCAGUUGCGUUGCCCGAAAAAAUCAAAGCCGGCAAAUCUGUAUCGAAUCUGGAGAUAAUGGAUAAACUAAGUGCGGAACUGAAACCAGAUAAAUUUCUAGUACUUAGGGUCUCGAAGAGUACAGUAAACUACAUACGUUUCGAAGCAGAGCUGGACGAACGCAAGCGUCUGCGUUUGGCCAUUGGACGCUUGGACGGCAUCGCAUUGCGACUGUCGGGCUUUAGUGAUUCGUUUCGGGUGCGUUGCACCGAGGCCAAAGACGAGUUUCCCACACGUCACGAUUGGGAUUCAUAUUUUCGAGAUGCCCGCAACAUGGAUGAAAUGAAAGCGGGUGAACGACCAGAUACCAUACACCUAACCCAUUUGCCCAUUCGCUGGUUUUGCGCACGACAUGCGGAGCACGAGGAGCACGUGAAGCCAAGCGAAAGCAUAUUUAAGCGCAUCUUUGAGAAAUUCGGGCCUGUCCGUGCUGUUGACAUACCUAUCUGCGAUUUGUAUAGAAAGUGCAUGCAGUCAGAUAUAAGCGGGAUGCGAACGUUUAGCUACGAGCAGGAUGUGCUCUUCGAAGCAUAUGUUCAGUUCGAAGAAUACUCAAGCUUUGUACGAGCCAUGGAUGAGUUUCGAAGCACCAAGCUGGUGCGGAAGUACGUCGACAAAACGCAAGCCAUCAAUAUUAAUGUUACCUUUGACAAACAAAAGCAUUUAAGCGAUUCACAUGUGCAGCGACGUGAGCGUAUGAGAAAGCGCUGCAUUGCCAAGGCCCAGGCCGAGGAUGAAGAGCUCGAGCGGGAGAAAAGGAAACAAGCAGAGCUACAAGAACUUGAAAGGCAAAAGAAAGAGCAAUUGAAAUUAUCCGAAUUGGAGAAGCAGCGCGAACGUGAAGAGAAACGCAAGGAGAAGCAUUUGAAAAGGAUUCAAGAACGCGGCCAAGUGGAGAUUUCACAAAAGAUACGCAUCGAAGAGCGUAAAUUGAUGAUAGCACAGCGAAAACUGGAGAGCAUACGAAUCCUGGAGCAGGUUUUUGAACGCAUACAACUCAAGCAAAAAGAAAAGAAGCAGCGUGGGAACCACGAUGAGGUAAAAGACUUGCAACGAGGGCGUUUGGUGGAAAAGUAUAAGAGCGCCACAGAAAAGUUGGUCUGCGACCAACGCAAGAUUGUGCAAGAAAUCAAGAGUAAUACUCCGCUAAUGGGCUUGCUCAAGAGCAAGUUGAAGAAGAGUGGGCCAGCUGCAGUCAGCAGUGAGGAGGAAGAUUCAACUACAGUUAUCAAAAAGCAUAAGCUUAACGGGAACAUUGCCGGCCCUAGUGCAACUUUGGGAGAUGCUGCUCAGUCGAAUGCGGUGCUUAAUCCCUUUAAGGCCGUGACAGCUGCUCUGGCUGCGGGCGCUGUCCCGGGUACAGCUGCAGCUGCUGCAUACAAUGGUGCAGCCGAGGCAGCCAACGAAUGGAUGCAAUCGCUUUCUAUGUUCGGCUUAGGCAUGCCCACCGUAUUUCCCGGCACUGCGAUUUAUCGUGCACCGGGACCGCCGCCAUUUGCGAUGUCCAGCAAUUAUCGCGGAUUCGCGCCGCGUGCGCGUGGUCGUGGACGUGGACGAGGCAUGCGGGGCAAUCACUCAUUUUCCUAUUACAAUCCCAAGCAAUACGAUACCGAUCGCUACGAGGAAGAUGAUGGGGACGAUGGUUACUAUCAAAAGGCGUCGCGGGGAAGAAAUCGUUCACGCUCCACCUCUUAUUCACGUAGUCGGAGCCGGUCUCGUGGGCGUCGUCUUAUUUGCCGGUCCAGGCGCAGUCGCAGUCGCUCGAACUAUCGGAAGUCCUCCUAUUCUUUGCGUUCAAGACGCAGCUAUAGUCACAGCAAAUCACCUGUUCACCGUAAGAAUCGGAAAUUAGCUUCGACGCGUCGUUCACGGUCUAGCACCUACACCACCUCACGCUCUCGUUCCCGUUCACGCUCCCGUCGGUCUAAUUCACGCCGAGAACGACGCAGUCGUAACCGUAUCAAGAGUCGCAGUCGUAGCAGAAGUUGCAGCAAUUCCUCGAAAAGGAUUGUUUUGGAAGCUGAUAAGCUAGUGGCAUCCGCCGAGCAUAUACAGCGCACUAUUGAGCAACACACUAAGGAUCGCAUGCGUGAGGAGGUGCGUGAGAUAAAACAAACGUUUCGUCAUCAGCGUAAGAGCAACCAAAGGGAUGAGGAUUUGGAGCCACAGUCAACGAAUGCAAAGCGAGAUGAAGAUGAAAACAAAAGACAUGGCAGCAGCAAGCGUAGUAAUCGCCGCAAUUCUUUGGCAGCGUAGACUAAUGAUACAAUGACAGAGUUCACAAUAAAUUUGUGUUAGUAACUAACCAUAAGCACUACAUAGCUUAUUUAUGCCUAC